Molecule: messenger RNA, 3305 nt
Organism: Selaginella moellendorffii
Lineage: Eukaryota; Viridiplantae; Streptophyta; Lycopodiopsida; Selaginellales; Selaginellaceae
Exons: 14
Coding region: 1-2889 (962 amino acids)
Biological process (GO): peptidyl-serine phosphorylation; peptidyl-threonine phosphorylation
Molecular function (GO): protein binding; ATP binding; protein serine/threonine kinase activity
Source: RefSeq, a predicted model, not a curated record
AUGGCGUCGGGGGAGGGCCAUAGCGAGGGAGCGGAGGGGCACGGGGCGCCGGGCCAGGGCGCGGGCAGUGCCAGCAAGGCGGAGGAGGAGGAGGAGGGGGAGGAGGGUGACGAUGUGAUCGAUGUCUCUCCCUCAGGCUGCUGCGCCUCGUCGCUGGCGUGCGUCCCAGCUGCAAAGUCCCAGCGGGCCAAGCAAAUGUACGUGUUUGACAACGUUUUCACCCUUUUGCCACGCUCUCUUCUGCAAUUCACGAGCCUCCGGGUCCUCAAGGUCUUCUCCAACGCCGCGCGCUACUUCCCCGACCUUGACGACAACUGCUUCCCCCAGUUGGAGCAGCUCCAGGUGAGGGCAUCUCCACUGGGACUGUCCAGCCUUUUGCCGCUUGGGAAAAUGCCCGCUCUCAAGACGCUCGAGCUCCACCAGCUUCCGCUCCGCCCCUCUGCGUCCUUUCUACCAGCCGAAAUUGCCAACCUCCAGGAGCUCCGACGGCUUUCGGUCUGUCACUUCUCAAUCUCGUAUCUACCACCAGAAAUUGGAUCUCUUCACAGCCUCCAGGAGCUGGACUUGUCGUUUAACAAGCUCAAGCUCUUACCCAAGGAAAUAUCCGGAUUGACAUCACUUAAAUCGCUCAAGCUCUCAAACAACAAGCUGGGGGAGCUUCCUUCGUCUAUUAGUACAAUGCUUUCACUGGCCACCCUUGAUGUUGGCCAUAAUAGACUAACUUCGCUCCUCACACUGGAUCUGCAAGCUAUGACUUCCUUGCAAGAACUAAAUGCUCAAUUUAAUAAGUUGCAAGCGACUGGAGAGAUUCCAACAUGGCUCAGGUGCAACUUUGAGGGUAACGAGUGGCUGCAAUUUUAUUCGGAGAGAAAAAAGGCUAAAGGAUCUAGGAACUCCGGCAAUCGGUCAAAGCUGGGAGUUGAAAGCAGGCGGUGCAAGACAUUGGGGUCUGCGAUACCUGAGGAGAUGGUGCUCCUGGAUUCUGGAAACUACCGGACUGUUGACAAGAGAGGAAGCGCAAACGAGCUUGGGGAAAGUACAGAUUUGCCGCUACAAAGCAAGCAACUAACAGUGACAGAGAAGGCUGGCACUCAUGCAGGUUCGACUCACAAGAGGCUUGGGCAUUGUCCUGUUGAAGGUAAUCCAAAGCCUAGCAAGCGUCGGAAGGCAGCUGAGAAGUUCUCUGAGGUGUCAUACAAGUACAGCAAAGAUUCUUUCUGUGGUUUCGAUGACCAUCUUGUGGAUGGUUUUUACGACGCGGGCAGGGACCAUCCUUUUCUUCCGCUGGAAGCCUUGGAAAAUGAGCAGUUCAGUUUCAACAGGCGCGAGGUUAUACUGGUCGACAGAACCAAAGACGAGGAUUUGGACGCGAUGGCUUCAUCCGCUAAACAACUGCUUGUUAGUCUUGGACCUGGCGGGGCAACAUUUGAGCAUGAUUGUUUGGGUGGGAGCGACAAGACGUUGAAUGUUAAAAUCAUGCGGCGCACUGCACUUGGUUCUACGUCAAGUAUGCCCUUCGUAUGUUCGUGCUGCGCAACAGGGCCAAGCGACAGUGGUGCCUCUUUUUCCGGUGCGCUUCCAAGCAUGCGUACACUCAGUGACGAAGCAAUAAGACAUGUUAAGCUUAAGAGGAACUCCAACGUAGUACCUUUGGGAUCAUUGCCUUAUGGCGUUUGUCGGCACCGGGCAAUACUCAUGAAGUAUCUUUGCGAUCGAUCGAGUCCCGUUAUUCCUUGUGAGCUAGUGCGGGGAUAUUUGGAUUAUAUGCCGCAUGCUUGGAACGUUGUUCUUGUUUGUAGGGGUGGUGUUAACGUCAGGAUGCUUGUCGACGCGUGUCGUCCUCUUGAUAUCAGGCUUGAAAGCGAUCCAGAGUAUUUCUGCCGGUACAUUCCAACCCGGCGGAUACAUGUGCAGCCUAGGGUGGUGGAGCUAGGCAGCGGGACGUUUUUGCCUCUGUUUUACGAGGAGAUUGGUUUUGGUGCCUCCGGUGCAGAGGUUAGGAAAUGCAGCGUUGGAGGUCAUACGGCUGCUGCAAAGAUCCGGCAGCUGGAUUCUACGGUUGUCAAAGAAUCAUCGGAUGGUGGGUGGCUCAGUGAGUUGCGCAUACACUGUAGCAUCGGAGAGCAUCCCAAUGUUGUCGCGUUCUAUGGUCAUCAGCUAUCUUUUGAAUCCGCUGCGUCGAAUGGCGCAAACAAAAAGCUGGACGCUCCUCAGCUGGUUAUAUUUAUGGAGUAUGUCAAGGGCGGGUCGCUAGACAAUGUUAUCACUCGCUUCUCAAAAGAUGGCUGCCUCUAUACACCGCCCCGAUUAGCAAUAAAUAUUGCUGAAAGUGUAGCUCAAGGUCUGGUUUGGCUUCACUCAAGGGGGAUCAUCCACCGUGACAUCAAAAGCAGUAACAUACUGGUAGAUUUGGAUUCUCCUGACAAUAGACCGGUAGUCAAGAUUUGUGACUUUGAUAGUGCCGUUCCUGUGGGUUCCUCGUCUAUCCACACCUGUUACUUGGCACAUCAUGGUCUACCCCUUACUGAUGUCUGCGUAGGCACUCCUCGAUGGAUUGCUCCAGAAGUGCUGGGUGCUAUGUAUACUCGUCAGCAGUACGGGCUGGAAGCAGAUAUGUGGUCUUUCGGCUGUUUCAUCUCAGAAUUGUUGACACUAAACGUUCCUUAUGCGGGAAUCGGGGACAAUGAAAUUCACAAUCACAUCAAAGCUGGAGAGAGGCCCUCGUUAACGUGGAAGCUUGAUGAGAUUGUCCUUGAGCCAGCCGUUGGCGGCGACAAAGAUUGCCUAGAUGCUUUGAUACGUCUGUAUGAGUCAUGCACAGAGCUUGAUCCUGGCAAACGGCCAACUGCACAAGAAGCUUUGUCGUCUUUACAGAAGCUGGUGGAAUGAGGAAGAUUCAUCAUCCGACCCCAAAAGGCAUUUCUUGUUGUCUUGCGAAAGGGAAUAUCGCACAGAUUGUUAUAUACAUUUGGAGGCUAUCAACAAUUGAAGUUGAAGCAAAGCAGGCAUCAAUGAAGAUGGAAAGGCAAUCAACCGAUGCGUUUGAUCCGCGAGCUGCCUUUGCUGCAAGGGAUACCCCGUUGGAUCCGAUUUAUGGGUCUAUAAAAGUUAGCUCUUUCAUAAGACGUGAGAAGACAAGCCAUGGAGGGAGGCGGCAGUAAGGUGGCCAAGUUUGCUCCCCGGGUGGAUAUGAUGGGAAUGAGCUUGCAAUCGUCAACAGCCAACAGGGCGGUAGUAGAUGUCCUCUUUGCGAUCUUGAAUCCUCACCCGGUGGAACUUAAGCUGGUGGAAGUUGAGUUUGCGUU